This is a messenger RNA of Purpureocillium lilacinum, 4254 nucleotides long. The record is from RefSeq and is a predicted model, not a curated record. Lineage: Eukaryota; Fungi; Ascomycota; Sordariomycetes; Hypocreales; Ophiocordycipitaceae.
AUGUCGUUCCCGCAGACUACGCCGGUGCGGCCGGUGCCUGGCGCGUUCAUGAACACGCCGGCCCUCGCCUCGAGAUUCCAGCCCAGCAACGACCCGGUACGACGACAGCUCUUCCCCGUCUCCGAAGAGACGCAUGCAGGCUCUGGGAUACCUGCGAACUCAGCGCCCCCCGGUCCGCUGGCACCUCCCUCGACGAACGCUCCGCCUGGCGCCUCGACGGCCAUAACACAGGCUGGCUCCAGUCAACCGAAUCUGGUGGCCAUGACGCCACUUCCACCGCCCCGUGCUGAGAAUGCUCCGCCGGUGGUCAAGGCGGCCAAGGCCAUCAAUGCGUUCUUGCAGCUGGAUGAGAGCUUUCCCGACCUGGAUUCGUAUUGCAGACAAGGCGCUUCGUCGGACUACGAGCUUCCGGGACCUGACUCUGCUUGGGCCCCCUUCCAUAAAACGCAGAUGUACCCUAUUCCGAAUCAAGUCUUCGAUCAUUAUAACGCGGGCGAACUCCAGACCCUGAUGGGCCUCUUCGCCGAGAUCAACCAUGCCUGGGUAGUCAUCGACAACUCGCUGUUCCUCUGGGACUACACUCACCCCGACCCGGAGCUCAUCGGCUUCGAGGACCAGCCGCACACCAUUAACGCCGUGGCCCUGGUGCCCCCGAAGCCUGGCAUCUUUGUCAACACAAUCACCCACAUUCUCGUGGUCGCCACAUCGUCUGAGAUGCUCCUUCUUGGAGUCUCUGCGACAGACACGCCCGCAGGCACCAAGUCUGUGGCUCUAUACCAGACAAAGCUCACGCUGCCUCUCCGAGGCGUCGACGUACGAAUCAUUUCUGGAUCUGCCGACGGGCGAAUUUUCUUCGGUGGCAGCACAGACAUCGAUAUCAACGAGCUGUAUUACCAGUCUGAGGAGAAGUGGUUCUCGAACCGCUGUGGCAAGAUCAACCACACAAACCCGGGUUGGUCGUCUGUUGUGUCUCUCCAGUCAUCAUUCUGGGGGACGAAAGCGCCCGAGCACCUGGUGCAGAUUGUCAUUGACGAUUCACGGAGACUCGUCUACACCCUCUCCAGCAAAUCGACGAUACGGACGUACCAUAUGGAAGCUCCCGACCGGCUCAACAAGGUGAUUGAGAAGGAAAAGGUGUACUGCCUGCGGGACAUAGCGCACAUGAUUACACAGUCAAAGCUUCUCAGCGACCGCAUGAGCAUUGUCUCCAUCAGCACCAUUGCGAAGCAGGAGGCGUCGAAGCUGCACCUCAUGGCUCUGACCGACACUGGCUGCCGGCUUUUCUUUAGUGCAACGAGCGCGUCCAGCUACCUCUACGGGUCCCAGUCGAACAUGGCGCCCCAGAGCAUGCAGGUUCAGUUUAUCAAGUUCCCGCCUAGCGCAAACCCGCGACGGAUCAGCCAGCUCGCCCAACCGGGACAACCUGGCUCCGAGUCUGUUGUCGACCUGGAGUCGGUCAUGUUGCUUGGAAGCAGGCAAGGAGCUCGCUUCGCACCAGGGUUCUUCCUGGACUUCGUAAGCAGUACGAGCGAUGCCAACGUGGACACCCUGUUUGUCUCAGGGCCGGAGACUGGACGGAUCAAGCGAACUUCGCCGACAACGCCACUCCGCUACUUCGAGCAGGCCAGUUGGAUAGAUAUUGGAAGCCGUGCCGAGGCUGUCGGGCUCAUCACCAAGCCUUUCGCAGCCGCACAGCAACCUCUCGGAUUUGGCAACGAGCUGGCGGUUCAGUUUGAUGAACCCCCGAGCGAGUUUGCCGUUCUCACCAACACCGGUAUUCAUGUCAUCCGGCGACGCCGCCUGGUGGACACCUUCGCCGCGGCCAUCCGUGAUGCGCCAGGCGAUGAAGCUCUGGAUGUCAUCACGCGUCGUCUCAUUCAGCUGUACGGCCGCGUUGAGACCGUUUCGACGGCUCUGGCUGUGGCCUGUGGUCAAGGCGGAGACGGUCGACCGGGUGCAGCCAGGGCGAUCGAUCAGGCCACGCAAGACCGAGCAAGGGGGCUCUUUGUCGAUUUCGGUGGCCAGCCUACCAUUACGGAGACGGACGGGAUCGCGCUGACCACCGACUCCGUCAGACUGUCGUCUCGCCACGACGCCCUGGCUCUCUAUCUUUCUCGCCUCAUCCGUAAGCUUUGGAAGGUCCCGGUUAUCAAGAGCGGAGUGUCUCCCGCAGGCGGCAUUGUGAUCGACUCGGUCGUCCCCAUCCGCAAACUUGUUUCGACGCAAGAGAACCUUGAGCGACUGCGAAAGUUUAUCGAUUCCAAUCGAGGAUUGAUCCAAGGCAUGUCCGGCCCGUCGGACCUCCAGCGAGUGGCUAGCAGACAGGAGGAGGUGGCCCUACAAGCUGAGCAUCAAGCGCUCUAUGCGCUGCAAAAGCUGAUGGAGAGCAUAUCGGAGGGCAUCUCCUUCGUGCUGAUGAUGUUUGAUGAGCGCGUGUCCGACAUUUUCGUCCGACUGGACGAGACCGCACGCCAACAACUCAAAGACCUUACCUACGAGAAGCUUUUCUCGCAAGCCGACGGCAAGGACCUUGCUAAGCUGCUGGUCAAGGCCAUCGUCAACCGCAACAUUGAAAGUGGAUCGAAUGUCGAGACUGUGGCGGACGCGCUGCGACGGCGCUGCGGCAGCUUCUGCAGCCCCGAUGAUGUGGUCAUCUUCAAGGCCCAGGAGCAGCUCAAGCGGGCAUCGGAGCAGCCCCUCAACACGAAUCUAUCGAGAAGUCUGCUACACGAGAGCCUCAAGUUGUUCGAAAAGGUGGCCGGCAGCCUGACCUUUGCGAACCUGCAGACUGCUGUCGCUCAGUACAUCAACUUGAAGUACUACGCCGGGGCCAUUCAACUCUGCCUGGUGGUCGCUAGAGAGUCGGACAGAGGAAACACGGCACUGCAGUGGGUCAACGAUGGUAAGCCCACCAAUGACCCUAGAGGCAUCGCCUUCGAGAAGAGAAAGCGAUGCUACGACCUGAUCCACGACGUGCUGCGGGACCUGGAUAUGGCGUCGAGCAAGGAGCCCGAGUUGAUCGACGGGAAGCUCACGGUCAUUGCGACCAAGAAGCUGGAAGCUUACGACGUGGUAAACGGCUCAGACGACGAGGUCUUCCACUUUGAUCUCUACGAGUGGUAUAUCCAGCAAGGCUGGACGGACCGCAUCCUGGCCAUUGACUCGCCUCAUGUCAUCACCUUCCUGCAACGCCUGGCCGCUACUAACGUGGAGCACGCGGAUCUUUUGUGUCGCUUCUACACCAACCGGAGUCGAUUCUUUGACGCCGCCGAGGUCCAAGCCGAGCUUGCCAACUCGGACUUUGCUCUCGGCAUCAAGGACCGAAUCCGGCUGCUGAGCUUGGCCAAGGCCAACGCCAACGUGGCUACCGUGGGCGUAAGCCGGCAGCAGCAGCAGAUGCUCAACCACGCAGUGACCGACCUGCUUGAGAUUGCGAACAUCCAGGACGACUUGCUCGGCAGAUUGAAGGUGGACGAGAGGAUCGAUCCCGACCGGAAACGAGAGAUUGAACAGGCCCUUGACGGCAAGGUUCUGGAUCUGUCAGAGCUUUUCAACGACUAUGCUGACCAGGCCGGGUACUACGACCUGUGUCUACUCAUCUACCACACGGCUAACUAUCGCAACCCGACGACAAUCUCUGGAACGUGGAGCAACCUCAUUCAACAAACACACGACGAGGUGACGGCGAUGCUGGAGAAUGUUGCCGCUGGGCAGCCUUCACCACCAAUGCCGUAUGAGGCGGUGACGAGCAAGAUCCAAAACAUUGCUCACCACACGUCUCUCGAUAGUUUCGUGUUCCCCAUCCAGACGCUCCUACCGGAGCUGUGCCGCUAUGCGGUUGCGUAUCAGCAGGAUGCGACCAUUGGCGCAGACCCAACGUGGCCCGUGCAACUAUUCCUGUCGCUCGGCGUGUCUCAUGACAUGAUCGUGAGGGUGCUGGAGAACAUUUUCGACACGCAGGAUUAUGGAUUCAGCGGCAUGGUCAGGAAUCGCAUCAUCGAGAUCAUCGUCUAUGUAGUCAACAACUGGGUGUCGGACGUGCGACGCCGCGGCGGCGCGGCCAAAGGAGGAUCCAUCGGACCCUGGGUUGGCGAACUGCUGGCGCGGUGCGAAGCCGCGCUGCCACCCCCCGGACAGGGGAGCAACAACGGCGGCGCGGACCUGGCCGAUAUCAGACGGGUGUUGAGGACGCUGCGCAGGGAGGUCUCUGGGUUGAUUGAGCGGGUGCCCACGGGUAGCCUGAGAUUCAUGUAG